GGUCAAAUUUCCCUAAAAAUAAUCUUUCAAUAGCUCAAUAGGUCAUUUCUAGUUUUCAACUGUACCAAGUCUACAGCAAAGCUUAGAUGAGGAUAUUUUGGUAUUAAAAAUUGAUAUCCUCCAUUACUGAUCAAAGCAAACCUGUUGAUCCUCAAAUCAUCACUACCCAAAGUUUGUAUCUUGAUUCUGUCUCCAUCUGUACUAAUUAUUAUUUCUAUAUUCAUAUACCAACAAUUUUAUAUCAAAUUUCCCAUUUUUCUGCUAAAGAAAUCAUUUUUUAGCCAGUUUAUUCUAAAAUUCAUGAUUGAUAUGCUUAAGGACUAAUUCAUAGAGAUAAAAAAGAGAAAAGUUCUGUCUUUUUUGAAAAAGAAGGAAAGAAUAGUUCUUUAUAUCAUCAAUACUGUCUCUAAUCAAUCUUCAAUUUGGGGUUUCUUUGGGCUUUUUUGUUUUUUGUUUGGUUGAUUCUGAAACAAGCUAUGAAAUCAUGCCCAUUUAGAAAAAAAUUGAAUCUUUUGUGCAAAUUUGGAGCACCAGUUUCACCCAAAUUCCUUUUCCUUCUCUCCUAUGGAGAAGAAUGAGAAGAACACAACACCCAUUAGGCUUGAUGUUCAAACCCCACUUCUUCAACCUACCAAUGGGACCCACCAACUAGAUGAUCAUUCUAAUGAGUCUAGUUACAAUGAUAAGGAGCAACAAUUGCAUGAAGAGCAUACCCCACAAGAGAUUGUUAGUGUAGUUGUGGAUGUUGAUGAAGAAGAUGAUAAACAGCUUGAUAAAACCCUAAAAAGAUUGGAGUUUUAUCUCAGAUUUCUGGGUUUUGAUCAGACAAGUCCAUUGAAGUUUUUGGUGUCUUGGGUUGUGUUCUUUCUUGUGGGUGUUGUAGUUCCUAUGAUGAUAAUUGGGCUCACCCACUGCUUGGAUUGUGAAGAUUAUCAAGUCAAGGAUUUUGAGUAUGAAAUUCUUACCUCACAUUUUCUUCUUGGUGGUGUUUCUUUGAUUUGUAUGGCCUACAAUAUUAAUAAAAAAGGGUUCAGAAAAUUCUUGUUUGUUGAUCGUUAUAGGGGGUAUACCACCCGUUUCAAGGACCAGUAUGUCAAAAACAUUAAGGGUUCAUAUCGUUUGUUUUUGCGGUCAUUGCUUCCAUGUUGCUUGUUGAAGGCGGCUCAUGAGACCAUGCGCACGAUAUAUGUUCAAAAUCUAUCUUGGUGGUUGGCCACUAUAAAAGUCUCAACAUUAGUGAUAUCUUGGACAUACUUAAGUGCAAUUUCUUUAGCAGCCUGCAUCCUAUUCCAUUUAGCCUGCAAUUUGCAAGUUAUCCAUUUCAAUGAUUAUGCAAAAGUCUUGGAGAAUGAAUCCAGUAUUAUGACUUUAAUGGACGAACACAUGCGAUUGAGGGAUUAUCUUUCUAAGAUCAGCCACAGAUUUCGGAUAUAUCUUAUCUUGGUCUUCCUCUUUGUCACCGCUAGCCUAUGUAUGACACUGAUACAGAUCACAGGUGUGAAUGGAAGAGUUACCUUCUUAAAUGGUGGAAAUUUUGCUGUCACUUCAAUCGUUCAAGUUGUUGAGACGCUUCUUUGCUUGCAUGCUGGUACAAAAAUUUCCUCCCGAGCCCAGGGCAUUGGUGCAGUUGCAUGUAGAUGGCAUGCAAUAGUAACUUGCAAGUCUCUUGAUGGAGGUAGACGUUCAAUGUCUUUGUGUUCAUUAUCUUCGAGUUUUUCCGGGAGUGAAUCAAGUUUGCUAGAUGAAAAUUCAAUUGUCAACCAUUCUCAAUUUGCUUCAGUUUCUUCAUAUAACAAAAGACAAUCUUUUGUGAUGUAUUUGCAGGCGAAUCCUGGAGGGCUCACAUUAUACGGUUGGACAGUGGAUCGUACACUUUUGUCUACAAUUUUCGCUAUUGAGCUCUCCCUCGUUCUUUUUGUGCUUGGUCAGACCAUUGUUUUCUACUCCCCAUCAUCUUGAGUUAUUUACUAUCAUCAAUGUAAAUGUUGUCCUGUUCUGAAAUCAAUACUGCUGUCGAAAGUUCCUAGCAAAGUUCAUUCAGAACUGUUUUUUGUUCGCUCCCGAAUUUUUUUUAGCCAUUACACACUAGAUUUUGGCACACUAGGAAGAUCCACCCCGGUUGUCUAUUGCACGAGUGCAUCGUCCAUUUUGUAUAAUUUGUAUAUUCAUUUGUACAUAAAAAUAUCGAGCAAAUCAGUUCCCCUAAUUGGGACUGUAUGUAAUAUGUAACAAUGACUUGUAUACGCGAGUGAAUGUGAAAUAAGCAUAUAUGUUCAUGGAUGUUUAUAAAGAAUGAAAGUUAUCGAGUA
Messenger RNA from Amaranthus tricolor (Joseph's coat), 2309 nucleotides. RefSeq lists its product as uncharacterized. The coding region runs from base 565 to 1959 and encodes 464 amino acids. Lineage: Eukaryota; Viridiplantae; Streptophyta; Magnoliopsida; Caryophyllales; Amaranthaceae. The transcript has 4 exons. The record is from RefSeq and is a predicted model, not a curated record.